AUGCUGCCUACGAAAUGCAAUAAUGAUUUGAGAGGACAUGAUCAAAAUGAAGCCCAUGAUCGCUCAAAAUUCAUCGAAAAAGAAGCUGAAAAGCUUCGAAGAAUUCAAGAAAGUAUAGUGGUUGACAACGAAACUAGAGACAUUACCGAUGCUGGAAUUGUCGUGGAAAAUCAGAAAGACGUAGACGCCAGAUCAGUUUACGUUGGUAAUGUUGAUUACUCAGCAGCAGCAGAAGAACUACAAGAACUCUUCAGGGAAAAGGUGAGCUCUGUAAAUAGAGUAACCAUACCUUUAAAUAGAUAUUCGGGUCACCCCAAGGGCUAUGCGUAUGUCGAGUUCGCACAACCUAUGGAUGUCGCCCGUGCGAUAGAGUUUCAUGGAACGAAGUUUAAAGGGAGAAUUUUAACCGUGAUUCCUAAAAGAACCAACAACUCUGGUUGUUACAAUAAUCGUCAUUCAUUUCGGCUUCAGAAGGGUUUCCACCGUUCCUCGGCCAUUAGAGGCAGGGGAAUCACACGAGGCACAAGGGGUUAUAGGGGACGCGGUCGUUCCAACAAUCGUGGCCAUCUUAUCUCUCAUAAUCGCUUCGAGCCGUACUUAUCUCGUCAAUAG
Molecule: messenger RNA, 612 nt
Organism: Lachancea fermentati
Lineage: Eukaryota; Fungi; Ascomycota; Saccharomycetes; Saccharomycetales; Saccharomycetaceae
Source: the annotation of a GenBank genome assembly